Messenger RNA from Megalobrama amblycephala (Wuchang bream), 3078 nucleotides. RefSeq names its product milk fat globule EGF and factor V/VIII domain containing b (gene mfge8b). Lineage: Eukaryota; Metazoa; Chordata; Actinopteri; Cypriniformes; Xenocyprididae. Gene Ontology annotation, molecular function: calcium ion binding. Bases 137 to 1576 code for a protein of 479 amino acids. The transcript is spliced from 10 exons. The record is from RefSeq and is a predicted model, not a curated record.
GAGAUACACGUGGGGGCGCACAUAUUGUCCCUCUCUCGCCUCUAAGCUUUGCCCGUAGUCAUAACGGCGAACGGAUUCACACCGAACGACUAUUGAGACCGACGAGAAGUUCACCGAAGAACUACACUUCGGCACCAUGAUAACUUUCCCAAGCUUAUUUGUUAGUUUCCCACUCUUUGCAGCGUGUUUUCUUGCUGUUUCAGUGUCUACUGCGAGCGCUGCAGACUGUGAAGUAAAUGUGUGUUUGAAUGGAGGAACCUGUGUGACCGGAGCGGGAAAAGAUCCCUUUAUCUGCAUUUGUAAUGAAGGCUUCACUGGACAGACCUGCAAUGAGACCGAGAUUGGGCCCUGCAGCCCUAACCCCUGUAAAAACGACGGUUUCUGUGAGAUCAUCCCCAACCCCCAGCGAGGAGAUGUCUUCAGAGAAUACGUCUGCAAGUGUUCAAUAGGCUUCGAUGGAAUCCACUGCCAGAACAAUGUGAAUGACUGUGCCGGCCAGCCCUGUCAGAACGGAGGCAUCUGUCGAGAUCUUGACGGCGAUUUCACCUGUAAAUGUCCCUCACCCUAUGUGGGAAAGCACUGCCAACUGCGAUGCAUCUCUCUGCUGGGAAUGGAAGGAGGAGGCAUCGCUGAGUCUCAGAUCUCUGCCUCCUCAGUGUACUAUGGCAUUCUGGGACUACAGCGCUGGGGGCCCGAGCUGGCCCGACUGAAUAACAAAGGACUUGUUAAUGCUUGGACCUCUGCAACACAUGACAAGAACCCCUGGAUAGAGAUCAACCUACAGAGGAAGAUGCGUUUCACUGGCAUUAUUACCCAGGGUGCCAGUCGCAUGGGCACAGCCGAGUUCAUCAAAGCCUUCAAGGUGGCGUCCAGUUUGGAUGGGCGAACCUAUACCAUGUACAGACUCGAGGGCCAGAGCAAAGACUUGAUCUUCGUCGGUAAUAUGGACAACGAUGGGACGAAGACCAAUUUGUUUGACCCUCCAAUCAUAGCUCAGUUCAUACGAAUCAUUCCUGUUGUGUGUCGUAAAGCCUGUACUCUGAGAAUGGAGCUGGUGGGCUGUGAACUCAACGUGUAUUUGAACACGACAGGUUGCUCCGAGCCGCUAGGUAUCAAGUCACGGCUGAUCGAUGACAGCCAGCUGACGGCUUCCAGCUCUUUCCGCACCUGGGGGAUUGAGGCGUUCACCUGGCACCCACAUUACGCUCGUCUGGACAAGCAGGGCAAGACCAACGCCUGGACAGCAGCCACCAAUGACCGCUCAGAGUGGUUGCAGGUGGACCUACUCAGACCAAAGCGCAUCACAGGAAUCAUCACGCAAGGAGCCAAAGACUUUGGCAAUGUGCAGUUUGUGUCCGCCUUUAAAGUAGCUCACAGUGAUGACGGCAAGUACUGGACCGUACUCAAAGAUGACAAGACAAAAACAGAUAAGAUUUUCCCUGGCAACAGUGACAACAACGUGCACAAAAAGAACGUGUUCGACCCCCCCUUCUACGCACGAUUCGUCCGCAUCCUGCCGUGGGCGUGGCAUGAACGCAUUACCCUGCGAAUGGAGCUGCUGGGCUGCGAUGAGUAGAACUCCUGCUCUCCUUCUCUCUGAUUCUCUCUCUCUCUCUCCUUCUCCUCUUUUAUACUUCCCUCCAUUCCUUCUUCCCUCAACCACACCUGCACUGCCUCACUCUUAGCAACAGAGGGCAACAUCACCACACGACCCUGCACAGCUGGGGGACUGAUGUCAACGCAGCCGGCAAAAAAACCAAGCUCAAACCCACAGUGUGAAGCGUUUAGCAUUAAAUAUUUUGUACUGACGCGAGUCUGACUGCAGUGGCCCUUGAAGAUGAAGUCAAUGCUAAUGUAUAUUAAUGUUUAUUUGCCCUAGAUUAGGAAAUAGCUUACUUACUGAAGUAAAGAAUUACAGCCAAUUGGAAAGAAGUAAUGCUGUACAUACCAAAUAAAUCACAAUUUAUUUAUUUUUAGUUUGGUUGUGAAUGCAGUCAAGCUGUUUUAUAUCUUAUCUUAUGAAGUAGUUUGAAUUUAGCAAAUGAUAAAGUCACAAGAUAUUGUUGUGCUCUAUGCUAAUUUGUAUAUUAUAUAAUGAUAGUUGCCAUUUGAUCAUUUGUUUCUUCUUUGAAACAAUAUUUGCUUACAUUUUUUUAACUAGACUAAUCCAUUUUUUUUUUUUUAAACCUCACCUAAAUAUGAAAUGUGACAGUCAAUCAUCUAUUAUUAUUUGAUCAGUUUUGGUGUAAAUUUGAUGCCUUGGCCAGAGCUGCCACGGAUCUCAGGUGCAGUUGAAUCAAUUGCAUUGUGCUACUGAAUUUUAUUUUUUAUUUUAUUCCAGCAUAAUUCUGAAAUAAAACACAUUUUUGGUACAAAAAAAAAGUACUCUUAAAAACCAAAGUGGUCUCAUUUUUUUUCUAAUUAUGUGUGUUUUUUAUAAGCUUUGACGUACCCCGUCACUAGCUUGGUCACAUAAUAAGAUGCGGGGAUGGGUGCAAAUCUAAUUUAGAAUAAUUUCUACGGUGGCACUGAAUCUCUGAUAUGACCGUCCAAUCUACAUAAUGUUUUCAAAAUGAUGCAUUGUGACCCCCCCCCCCACCCCCAACCCAUCCACUCGAAUAAAUUUACAAUUUUGGGCUUGUGCAAUAUGAUAUGAGUAUUAAUAUGAAUUAAUAUUAAUGGAGCUUUAUAUAUGGGCAGUAUUUCUCUGAGAGAUUUUCUGAGAAGAAUUGAAGUGGUAUUCAAGGUAACAAACACUGAAGAAUAUUCUAAUAAUCCAGCAUGAUUUCUGCAUUUAGGCUGCAUGCGUUUUCUUUUUCUUUCUUUUGGACUCUGUACCGAUGUUAGCAUUUGAUUUUUCUCAGAAAGUUGUUUUCAUUGCAGUAAAGACACAUUGACUUUGUUAUUUCGAUUGAGUGUGCUCUUUCAAUGAUACUUCUUUUGUCCUUUUUUUAUGCCUCAUACUGUAGCACUCUUAUUGUGUUCAGAAUGUUUAGACUAAAUGCAUUUCCUUAGUAUAUCUUGAAAUAUUUUUUCAUGUUUUCAACUGUAGAAAGAAAUAAAGACUCUAAAUCGAUA